GGUGGUGGCCGCGGUGAGAAGGUAGAAGAGAAGAAGGAGGUGGUAUAGGAGGAGGAGGAGGUGGGUGAGGAGCGCAGCAUCAGCAGCAGCACGAACACAAAGAGGUCGCAGAGCUGGCAGCGCCGCACACGCAUGAGAAAUGACAGAGCGCUGCGGGACGCGACUGAGAGCACAAGGACCGCUAUAAAACACAACCAGCCAGACCGGCGACGGCUGGGCAAAUUCCAGCCGUUCCGCCGUCUGUUUGGGAAGAAGAGGAGGAGGGAGACAGAUCGAGGGUUUGAAGAAACCAAGCUCAAACUCAGCCACUCCACUGGUGAUGUGUGCAAUGGGGCGGUCUCAGGCCAGGAGUCCAAUCAGCAUCUAAGGGAGACAAAUCCACUUGGGUCUCGGGCUUUUUCACAUGAGAGCAUCUUUAUCCCUGAGGAUUCUAUAGAGAAGCCCUGCUCAGAACAGACAAUGUCUCAAGACAACGUCUCAGACAAAGUCAAGAACCUACAAAGGCAGAUAGCUCACAAUAUAAAAUUUGGUCAGAAACCCCCCUCAGUAAGAAAGAGUGAGGGAGAUGAAGGCAGCUCUGAUGAGGAAGAGGUACCAAGAAGUCCAUUGCGUGUCCUGGCACAGGUGGAGCCAGAGCCACAGGACACUGAGACCCGGGAAAAAGUCUCUUUUGCAACCCAUGAUGUGGCUCAGCACAGGACUCCUGUGAAAUCGCCUCGUACCAAACGUCCACCUCCCCCUGGCACUAUUGAAUCAAUUAACCUGGAUGCGGUUCCCCAGUCAGCUCCACGCUUGGACAACACAGCUGCCAAACAUAAACUGUCUGUAAAACCCAAAAAUCAGCGAAUAUCACGCAAGCACCGCAGGUUUACACAGGAUUUCCAUGAAGUGGAUAUUUCUGCAGUACUUUAUGAAGAAACAGAGCCACAGACACUUGCCGAGGAUUCAGGAGUGAGGAAAGAAGAGUACAUAAGAAGUCACAGGACCAGUUUAGAACAAGAGCCUUCUGAAAGAUCUAAGAAGCAGAAACUUCAGGAAAAAGAGCAAAAAUGUCUGGAGCUUCAGAGGAAGUGGGAGCAAGACGAACAGAGAAGGAGAGAGAUUGAGAAACAGAGAAGGAAGGAGGAAGAAUUGCGUCUGGAAGAAGAACACAGAAAGUGCAGGGAACAGGAGGAACGCCUGCGAAGAGAGGAAGAGGACAAAAGGUGGCAGGUGGAAGAGAGAAGGAAAGAAGAAGAGGAACAGAAAAAGAGGGAGGAGGAGCAACGAUUGAGAGAGGAGGAAGAGAGGAAGAGACGUGAGGAAGACAAAAAAAAGAAGAUAGAAGAGGAAAGACGAAAAGCAGAGGAGGAAAGAAGAAAGCAGCAGGAACUUCUAGCAGAGCGUCUUCGCUUGGAGGAGGAAAAACGGAAGAGAGAAGCUGAAGAGGAGGAAAGAAAGAAGAAGGAAGCGGAAGAAAGACAGAGGCUUUUGUUGGAGGAGAAACGGCGCAGAGAAGAACUAGAGCUUCAAGAGGAACUAAAAAGGCAGCAAGAAGAGGAGGCCAAGAGGAAACGAUUAGCAGAGGAAAGGGAAAGAAAAAGGCAGCAAGAGGAGGCAAGUGUCGUUGAGGAGCUCACCAGAACCACUGAUCCAGAAUGGAAGAGGAAAGCAGAAGAGUUGAGAUGGAAGGAGAUGGAAGAGAGACAAAGACCCUUUACCUUUAAAGUGUCCUCUGGCGAGAAGCAGAUUCUUUUUCAGAAGGUCAACCUUUCCCCAGUUACCCCUGUACCUGGUCAGCAGGGGGAUACAGGUGCUGAAAUUAAGGAAGGCACUUCAGGAGUUGCUGAUUCUCCAGUGUUAUCUUCAUCCCUGUAUGUUCCUCACACUGCUAUCUUAGUAACUGGAGCUCAGCUGUGUGGAACUGCAGUAAAUCUGGAUCAGAUAAAGGAUACAGCUUGUAAGUCUCUGCUUGGUCUCUCUGAGGACAAAAAAGCACUGGCACCACAAGUCAAGAGCAAGACGUUGCCAGAUCGAAAAUCAGGAAGAACCAAAUCUCUAAAUGAAUCGUCUUUAUCUGCAGAUCAGUCUAAUGCUGAUGUUCUAGCAGAGUGGGCCAAUAUUCGCUCAAAGAUUUUUAAAGGUGCUGAAGAUGGAAUGUACCAGGAAUACCCAGAUCAGACUCGUAAGCAGGGGGAAAGUCCAACAAGUGAAGAUGUCAGCCAGCCACCAUUCUCUCACACCAAUGUCAGGAAGACAGUGUCAGCUAGCGCAAAGUUUUCCAUCACUCCAGCCAGUAAAAAGUUUGCUGAUUCAAAUAGAAAUUCUGAAGUAUUCAGUCCAGAAGAAAGUGAAUGUGGCAAGGUGGAAUCACCGUCUACAGAUGCUCCCAACCAGCCUGUUCUUUCACCCUCUGCUAACAAAUCUCCAAAUAAGGCAGGAAAGACAGUCCGUAUCUCAGAAAGCAACGAAGAAUGCAAGUUUGCCAAAGACCUUCCUUCAUUUCUGGUUCCAAAUCUGCCACAUGGAUCGCCCAAGUCCCCAAUUUCUCCAACAGGGCUCUUUAGCCAGGUAAAAUCUGAGGACUCAGAGACAAAAGAUUAUGAAGAUCAGAAAGACCAGAGUGGUGAUGAGAGGCCACCACCCUUUGGUAUCAAACUGAGGAGGACCAACUACUCCCUUCGCUUUCAUAGCGAGCAAUCCACAGAGAAAAGAAAGAAAAGGUACAGUGCAGGUGACAGUUUUGAGGGCAUCCCAGUGCCCCUGACAUCUGAUCACAAUGCUGACACUUCUGUGUUCUCUCAGAAGACCAGCUCCACAACUUCUUCUGAAGAGAUUUCUAAACCCUGUAAACUUCAAACAAUCUGUAUUGUAGAGUCACGGUCCAAACCUGGUAGAAAUACUCUUCCAUCCGUAGGUACAGAACAUGAUAAAGCCAAGCCACCACUUUACCAGAAACCAACCACAUUUCCCAAACCUUCUGAAGUUGCCACCCCUACACCCUCUUCACGAACUAAACCAGGUAGAAAGAUGUCUGGAGAGGCACUUUCCCCAAGGUCAAAAGGGCCUGAAUUGAAAACUGCUGAAGAAUACAGUUAUCCCACAGAUGACAUCAAAGAGUCUGUACAGAGCCAGAGGAACAGUCAGGGUGAUGAAGAGCCAAAAGAAAAGAAGUCUUUCUUUCCAUCCAUCAGCAUCCCAUGGAGGGAGAAAACAGACAGGAGGACUGAACUCAUUAGGAAAGAAAAGCCGUCCCUACAGAGUAGGCAUUCCUUGGACAGCUCACGGGCACAGGAGAAGGAGGCAGGACCGUUGUGGAUUACGCUGGCUUUGCAGAAACAAAAGGGCUUCAGAGAACAGCAGCAGACCAGAGAAGAAAGGAGGAUUCAGAGAGAAGCCAAGCUUGCUGAGAAGCAGGCCAGGGAAAGAGAGAGUGUUGGUGUGAUCAGCCUUACGGAUAGUAAGGGAAAUGGGAACACCAGUCCACCUAAACCACAAACACCGGAGGAGAACAAAAGACCAGACACUUUACUUACUCGCUUUGAGAAACGGGACAACUUAAAAAAAGCCAACACACUACCCAGUUCUGUCACAGUUGAGAUAUCAGACGCUACUCCAUCUCCACCAGCAGCCAAGGACAUAAAGCGCUUCCCGCCCACUGACACUACACAAGUUUCCACUGAACCGGCUUGGCUUGCCCUCGCCAAGCGUAAGGCCAAAGCAUGGAGCGACUGCCCGCAGAUCAUCAAGUGACAUUUCACCUUUGACUUCCAUAAAAGACGAAACAGGCACCUAGUCCGUUACAUCCACAGGGUAUCACUUUAUCCUACUGUACACUCCUAAAAACGAUUGACACUGUACUUACUUGCACUGGUUGGGGAGCAUGUAGGUAUGUAAAGGACUGGUAUGUACAAACAUAAAAUUCAGCUGUCAUGCUUAAAUCUUCUACUAACAACCCACAAACCACUCAAGAAUAUCUAAUGCCUGCUACACACUUACACAGGUCGCAUAAUAUAUAAAUGUGUAGUUCAUCCAUACUUUUUCCAUCCACAUUAUAUCUUACAUCAUUAAAAACAUCAUGAAAAGUUGGUAAAUCUGCUUUCCAAAGUACUAAACUGACUGCAGGAUUAUAGUGUACAACAUAACUUGUAAAGAACAUUAAAACACAAGCUCUCAAUUCAGUUACAUGAAAGUAUAAUAAAAAUUAGUAUGCCAGCAAAUACACCAUAUGGUCAAAAGUGUGUGGACACCCUAUUAAUGAUUGAGUUCAGGUGUUUAGCCAUACACAUUGCUUACAUGAAUAUAAAACCAAUUAUUUUAAAUUACUUACAUGCUUCCAGCAUGACUGUGUCCUUGUGCACAAAGUGUGACGUGACCAGUUUGGCGUGCAGCAAUUUAAGAGGCCUAAACAGAGACCUAAGCUUAACCAUGUUAAAAACCAUGUGACCCAGGCCUUCUUAUCCACCAUUACUGCCUGACCUUUUUUUUUUUUUUAAAGUUCCAAAGACUUUAUUAAGAUGCUGUAUGUAGUAAGUAGAUG
This is a messenger RNA of Trichomycterus rosablanca, 4519 nucleotides long. It is a transcript of the gene cracd, whose product is annotated as capping protein inhibiting regulator of actin dynamics. The record is from RefSeq and is a predicted model, not a curated record. The coding region runs from base 133 to 3732 and encodes 1199 amino acids. Lineage: Eukaryota; Metazoa; Chordata; Actinopteri; Siluriformes; Trichomycteridae. Gene Ontology annotation, biological process: maintenance of gastrointestinal epithelium; negative regulation of barbed-end actin filament capping. The transcript is spliced from 9 exons.